This is a messenger RNA of Glycine soja, 680 nucleotides long. RefSeq names its product EPIDERMAL PATTERNING FACTOR-like protein 8. The transcript has 2 exons. Lineage: Eukaryota; Viridiplantae; Streptophyta; Magnoliopsida; Fabales; Fabaceae. The record is from RefSeq and is a predicted model, not a curated record. Gene Ontology annotation, biological process: stomatal complex development; guard cell differentiation. Bases 156 to 488 code for a protein of 110 amino acids.
ACCAAACGAUAUUAUUCAAUACCAAAACUCCUUUUCAUCCCUAUUAUUAUUAUUAUUAUUGCACAAAGCCAUUCAUUCCUUCCUACUUCUUUCUCCCAAAACCCCAUCUUCAAACUUCUUUUUGCUGAUCAUUACUUCUUUUUUCUUAUAGACUGAUGGAUUCGCCAAAAGUAUACCUCAAUGGACUAAAAACUUCAGUGACUCUGAUUCUCAUAAUUUCUCUCACGUUAUUUCCUUCUAAUUCAGUAGGGUCAGCUUCAGCGAAAGAUGGUGGCAAGGUUCUGAAGCAAAAGAAAUUAGUAUUGGGGUCAAGGCCUCCAAAGUGUGUCAACAAGUGCUUGAGUUGCAAGCCAUGCAUGGCUGCUUUGGUUAUCUCUCCUCACCACAGGGAUGGUCACACUCACAAGGCAAAAACAGUUCAAAGAGACGAAGGCUACUAUCUUCUCUCAUGGAAAUGCAAAUGCGGUAACAAGUUCUUUCAGCCCUGAAAGUUGAUAAACAUAGCCUUUGGUCAGAUCGACACUCAGUGCCUAAGAUAUAUAGUGGCUUACCCAUAGUUUAUGCUUGAGCAAUUUCAGUGUACUUGGUGUCUAAUGCGUAAUAUGAACUAAAAUUGUCGAUCUUCAAUCAAUCCUCAUAUUAAAUUGACUAUAUAUAUAUAAAAGUUUAUUUCUUGAUUC